CUAAUAUUUAUAUCUUUCAAAUAAGUUUUUAAUACGAUUCAUAAAGUGAAGACGUGAUCAGUUACGGGAAGAGAAGAUCAAACAGUAAAAGUCAUUCAAUCAAUACGCAUAAUCAGCAGGCGUCUCCUUUUUUGAAACGUCUCCCGGCCGUAAUUUGUAAUCUUUAUGCUUCUCGGCUGGACCUAUUUUUGUCAGGCAAGGAUUCGUUGAUAAGUUCCCGACCGAAUGGCCUCAGUCUAUAGAUCAUAUAGUCGAAAUAAAACAUAUUCCGGGCCUGAACAUAGUGAAAAGAAACGGCAUAGUUGGACCAAGCGAAAGUUCCCUGUGAUUUUUGCAUUGUUAGGAAAUUUAAGGUUUCAGAUUUGUCAAGUAUGUACGAACGUCUUGUCCCCUGUAGGAAUUCGAUCUAGCCUGCGGAUCUAUUAGGUACAUCCGUCGUCGUCCCUUGAAGUCCCUUGAGUUCCCCGCCACGACUUCGACCUUCUCCAGGCACUCCUUUAGCUUGCCCAUUGUGGCUCCCGUGUCCGUGGGCUCACACAGCUUUGGAUUGGGCAGGGACAGUUCUACAAAGCGACGCAGAGCGGCCCGACUCAUCACAAUGCCUGGGGACCCGAAAUAUAUGGGCAUCGCCGAGCUAUACGGAUACAGCAUGUGGCGCAGGUUCUCCAUUACCACAUAGGUCUCGGCAUCUGCCUCCAGAAACCAAUCGGCCUCGUCCAAAUGAAAAUCGUAGAUAUACUUCAGGGCCUGUUUCGUUUUCCUCCACGUCUCUAUGCGGUUGCCAUUGCCAGGCAGACUGACAGCUCCCAUUUCGGUAUCUUCCUUGUCGCUCAUGAACACCAGCUUAUUGCACCUCUUUCCCCAGGUCCGAAACACUCCCGUGGCUUGCAAAUGGUGUUGGCUUGACUUCGUAUAUACGAAACACAAGACUCGCACCUCCUCAUACAGAUCUACAUCGAUUUUACUCGUGAUGUUUACCGUGCGAUUCGGUCGGUAACUAAAGGGAAUCAUCGGCCAGAGUAGCACUUGAGUUAUCAGAUAGCCAAUGCCAAUGCCCAGGAACAGGAAUAGCACUGGACCAGAAAAUGUGGAUGAAAGAUGAUGGCUGUUACGCUCUGGAAAAAGCGAUUUCUCAGCUGCCAUCUCUUCGGGUCUAAGGUUGGGGUAGUACUAAGAGUCUGCUAGCCCCACAGUGUGUGAUCUGUAAUAAAAUUUCAAGCACAUUAGUUACGCCUUAACCUGAUCACGAUGCUGAAUAACUAUUACAAUCUUUCGGCUCUCUAGUCCAAAACCCCAACACCAAUCCCUUUAAUGUUAAAGUAGAUUAAAAUUUUGCGUGAAGUUGGUGUUGGCGGAUUUUAUAAUAAAGAAUUCAAUUACUGAUCGCAACCAAGUCGAAUAAAACUCGCAACUUAGAUCAACGCAUUAGCCGACACGCAUUAGAAUGGCGGAACAUGUAAAGUAUCUGGACGAUCCCUAUAAAUCGGAGAACGACAAGAAAAUUUACAAGUCCAUUGAGCUGAACAAUGGGCUUCGAGCUUUGAUCGUCUCGGUACCAACGCUCAACAUUGGAUUAGUGCCCCAUAGCGCCACCUGUGCCUUGAUGGUCGACCACGGUCCAUUCGCCGAUCCGCGCAGCUAUCAGGGUCUGGCCCACUUUCUGGAGCAUAUGAUCUUCAUGGGCAGCAAACCGGACUCCGAGGAGAACGUCUUCUUUGCGCACGUGAAAAAAAACGGCGGGGAAUGCUCGUCGUCAAUCUUGAGCGAGGACACGCUGUUCUCCUUUAAGGAUCCGUUGAUGCUGCAGGACACCAUGGAACGUGGACGCGUUAUCGUGGACUCGGAGUUUCAGCAGGUGGCCACAAAAGAUAGUAACCGUCGCAAUCAGCUGCUCGCCAGCCUGGCCACCGAAGGCUAUCCACAUGGAUCCUUCAACUGGGGUAACAUGAAAUCGCUUAAGGACAACGUCGCUGACGACAAUGCCCUGCACAAAGCGCUCCACGAUGCCUGGCGCGACAACUACGCGGCCAAUCGCAUGUACGUGUGCCUGCAGGGUUCUCUGUCGAUCGACGUGCUGGAGAGCAUGGUGGUACGCCACUUUUCCAAACUGCGCCGCAAUGACAUCAAGGCGCCCGACCUGACCAAGUUCGAUUACCGCAACGCCUUCCGUCCGGCGUUCCAUGAGCAAGUCUUCCUCGUCGAGGCCGUGGAGAAAUGGUGCAAGUUGGAGCUGACCUGGGUGCUACCCAGUAUGCGUCCGCACUAUCACAGCAAUCCAGAUAAGUUUCUCUCCAACCUGAUCGGGUACAAGGGAGACGGUAGUCUCCUCGCCUACCUGGAGCGUCGCCACUGGGCCUGUCAUCUCGACGUUGGCAUAGACGAGACAGUCUUCAAUCACCACUCGAUGCACGCCUUUUUCAAAGUGAACAUUGGCAUCAACAACGAGGGAUUCAAGCACAUCGAUGAGGUGCUGUUUGCCACCUUUGCCUAUUUGCAGAUCUUCUCCAACUGCGUCAACGGUUCCUUGCAUCAGUUGUACGAAGAGCAGCAGAAGAGUAAGGCCGCAGAAUUCCGUCUCCCGGAUCGUCUCUAUCGCUAUGAUGUCGAUGAAUUGGUCUUCAGAAGCAAAUAUUAUCCCCCAAAGGAUGUACUCACCGCCAGGAAGCUCACCUACGACACCGACGAGCAGCAUCUGUCCGAACUGAUCGGGAUCCUCAACAGUUUCAAAUUCAAUCUAAUGAUUACCUCGCAAAAGCCGUACAAGGGCAUACCCUACGACAAGCAGGAGGAGUGGUUCGGCACCAAAUACACCACUAUACCCAUGCCAGCAAAGUGGAAGGAGCUGUGGCUAAAAUCCAAAUCGAAACGCAUUGCUGAGCUCUUUCUGCCCGAAGCCAAUCCCUUUGUGGCCCACGACUUCACGCUGUUCUGGAAUGAGCAGGGCAAGCCCAAGUUGCCGCCUUACCCCAAAAGGUUGGUCAAGACCGACACCUGCGAGCUGUGGUUCCGACAGGAUGACAAAUUUGGGAAGCCCCAGGCCUACCUAUGCUUCUUUUUUAUCACGCCGCUGCUGCGUCAGAGCGCGAAGAAUGCUGCUAUGUGCGACUUGUACGUUUCAUUGGUGCAGGUGCACGUGCAAAAGGAACUGGAACUCGCCCAAAAGGCCAAUCUGAACUGCCGAUUCAUGGUUGACGACAAUGGUUUGAGGCUAUUUGUGAGCGGCUACAAUGAAAAGCUCCAUCUGAUUGUGGAGGCCAUUGCCGAAGGCAUGGUCAAUGUGGGCGCCACCCUCUUUGAAGGUCUACUGACCGCCUACCGCCAGAUUCAGGGCGAGUCCUACUUGAAAAGUCUGAACUAUUUAUCCGGCGUCAGCAGUGACAUCUUCUGCCGUGUGCUGGGAGAAAAGCCAUGGGCGACGAAGGACAUGUACAAGUCCCUUGAUGGCAUCACUCUGGAGGAUAUGAAGGCAUUUGCCCAGAAGCUGCCGCAGGAGCUGUACAUCAAGGCCCUCAUACAGGGAAACUACACGGAGGAGGCAGCCCACAAGGUGCUCAAUGCGGUCCUUAGCCGACUAAAAUGCGAGGCCAUUAGGGAUCAUCGGCUCGUGGAGAGUCGCAUCGUGAAGCUUCCGCAGGGCGGCCGCGUCAUCUACUGUGACGCCCCAGGCGAGCACAUUACAACCACAAAUGUCACGAACUACUACCAAUUCGGAGCGAACUCUUUACUCGUGGAGGUCAUACUCGACCUCAUGAGUGGGAACUUCAAUACCCCUCACUUCUAUACAGAGAAACUAGUUGGUGGAGAAGUGGAGGGCUGGGUUAACGUCAACAACGGCAUUAUCGGCUACUACCUUACGGCAGACUUGGAGGAGACUGCUGCAGGAGAGAGUGCCAAAGAACUGGAGAAAGACAUCGAAGUAUUUUUCCGCCAGGGUUGGUAUUUUUUCGAUGUAAUAGAUGACAAGACCUAUGCGCACAUAAAAGAGCAGCUUAUCGAUAUAUGCCUUGCCCCUUCCCGUACUCUGUUGGAUGAGCGGAUGUGA
Messenger RNA from Drosophila obscura, 4042 nucleotides. Its product is annotated as nardilysin-like. Gene Ontology annotation, biological process: proteolysis. The record is from RefSeq and is a predicted model, not a curated record. Gene Ontology annotation, molecular function: metal ion binding; metalloendopeptidase activity. Bases 1445 to 4042 code for a protein of 865 amino acids. Lineage: Eukaryota; Metazoa; Arthropoda; Insecta; Diptera; Drosophilidae. The transcript is spliced from 7 exons.